GUUUAUGGAAUCAGAAUAUCUGUAAGUCGCCUAUGGAUCUGGACUGUAGAGGAGAUUUAUGCUAACUGCAUUGCAGGUUUGCGCACGCGUUUGGUAGAUGCUGUCUCAACGCCGAAUCUUUUGAAGAUGGUAGAGUCAAAAAUGAUCCAUCCGGAGGUUCUGAUCUCGCAUCGUACGUAUCAUCCCUCCCAUUCCAUGUUUUGGUCUGCAAUUCAUCGGGCUGUGCUAAUAGAGAAUAUAGGAUUCUCGUUCGUAGACAUGCUCCAGGCGUAUGACACGUUCCAGGCAGCAUCCCAGCAAGAUGCGCUGAAGGUCGUGGUCGCCAUGGCAGACGAAGUCAAUGGCGUGGCGAACGAGAAGGAAGCGGUGUCUGUAGAUGGACUCUGCAGUAAGAAGUGAAGGGCGAAAGAAGGGAGGACGGGGGCCGGGGCUAAAUCCCGGUGCCCUAACCCCUAAUCCCGUGCUAGAGCGAACGCCCUCUUAUCUCCGGGCAUCUCCGAUGACGUACUCUGCUGGCUGCCUUCGCAACGAUGUCGUAUACAUAUAGGUCUGAACGGUUUGAUUCUAGACAACUAGGAUUUUCUUUACCUCAUUUCUCCUUAGCAAUUAGAUCAAUUCUUCUUUCCCGCUGAGCGUCAUGUUUCGCUUCCUCCACGACCAAUUGCUUGUUACGCCCUCGCUACCCUCUUCAGCCUCCUUCACUGACCAAGUCGUCAUUGUUACCGGUGCCAAUGUCGGUUUAGGUCUCGAAGCAGCGCGUCAUAUCUCCCGUCUGGGUGCUCAAAAGAUUAUUCUCGCCGUGCGGAAUAUUGCUGCCGGAGAGACUGCCCGUCAAUCAAUCGAGGAAUCUACAAGCCGAGCAGGAACGUGCGAAGUCUGGCCGCUCGAUCUAGCAUCUUACACUUCGGUUAUCGAAUUUGCACAUCGCGCUCAAUCUCUGUCACGCCUUGAUGCCGUGAUUGAGAAUGCCGGUGUAGCAACCACCGACUAUCAGGUCGCCGAGGGCCACGAGCUCAGUAUUACCGUUAAUGUCAUCAGCACUGUUCUCUUGGCUCUCCUCCUCCUCCCGAAGCUCCGCGAAACAGCGCGCCAAUUCCCUCUUCACCACCCACACUUGACCGUAGUGGUCAGCGAGGCGCAUGCCUUGACCUCGUUCCCCGAAUGGCGACAGCACCGCGUUUUCGAUGCCCUGGACAAUGAGCGAGCCAUCAACAUGCAUGAACGGUAUCCCACUUCGAAACUACUCGAAAUUCUAGCACUGCGAGAAUUAAUCGCCCAUUUAAGCGACGACGCGGUGAUAGUCAAUAUGGUUAACCCGGGCCUCUGUCAUUCCCAGCUUAGCCGCAACGCGGGGAUGAGCAUGACUAUUAUGAAGUUUUUCCUGGCCCGGUCUACUGAAGUCGGCAGUCGUACUUUAGUGGCUGGGGUCACAGCCGGUUCAGAGACACAUGGCGAAUAUAUGAGCAACUCUCUCGCAGCAUCACAUGAGCUGUCGGAUUUUGUGCGCGGCGAGGAUGGACGCACAGCGCAGAGAAAGAUCUGGCAAGAACUGCGCGACAUUCUUGAGGCCAUCCGGCCGGGGGUGAUACAGAAUUUAUAGGUAAACACAGCUAAACGAGCGAAUAUAGUUGGAUUUCUGCAAUACAAAUAACUAGACAGACGGCCGGGUUCUAAAGGUUUCCCAAAGUGGACCCUUCAAUAUGCCACACCCCAUGGCGAGCUGUAGGAGACGAGUUAGAUGGCCGUGACAUCUACCCAAAAGCGUGUGUCGUCGGUUGAAUAAGUUUCCUGGCUUUCAAUCUGCUCCUGGAUCCAUUGAACGGCAGACUUAUAGG
Molecule: messenger RNA, 1835 nt
Organism: Aspergillus melleus
Lineage: Eukaryota; Fungi; Ascomycota; Eurotiomycetes; Eurotiales; Aspergillaceae
Product: putative short-chain dehydrogenase/reductase family protein
Exons: 1
Coding region: 638-1600 (320 amino acids)
Source: RefSeq, a predicted model, not a curated record